UCGUGUGCACGGGCCAAACAGUCGACACAGUUUUGUGACGUUCUCUCCUCGAAUCGAGAUCUAAGCCGAAGCAGUUGUUUGAAAGCAAGCGUCGCACUUUGCAGCCGUCAUCGUUGUUGUCGUGGUCGGAAUUGUUUUUGCGCUGCUUCUGCUACUAUUGUUGUUGUCGUCGUCGCAGUUGUCGUAGUCGGUUGUGUGUGUGUUUGUGUGGAAUCGCUCAAGCGGGAGUUGGCUGAUACAGAGGCUUCUCUUUGCUGCACGGCAGCCUCCAGCAUUACAUUCGCUUUAUCAACGACAAGGCUUCGACGCUUUUUGUACCGUUUUAAAUAUUAAAUAAGCUCGCUCGCUUAGAACGCGUGCCAGAAACUUUACAGCUCUACGCAGAUCUUCAAAAACAGCCGCAAAAUUUCCAAAACAUCGAAAAUGGUCUUUGAUUGCGGCGUCUGGUGUGCAAAGUAUUUGCUUUGCAUAUUAAAUUUCAUAUUUUUUGUGCUAGGCACAAUUAUAUUCGGCGUUGGACUAUGGCUGGCAGUGGACAAGCACUCGCUGAUUGCUCUGCUCAAGCUGGUCGAGAGCGAGCGCAUUGAGCACUUUACACAGCCUCAGGUCAUAGAGCAACUGGCCUACGCUCUGCUCGUCAUCGGAGCCGUCAUGUUCUUUAUGAGUCUCUUGGGCUACUUGGGCGCCAUGCGUGAAUCUCGCUGUCUGCUCUCCACGUACGGCACAUUCCUCAUCUUGCUGCUGGUCGCCGAGAUUGUUGCCGGCGGUUUGGCCGCCUUCUACAAGGAACAGGUGCGCAACGAGAGCAAAAAAUUCUUGCAGACCACGAUUACCAGCUACACGGUGGGCGAGAAUCAGGAUGCCACCUCGUUGAUGUGGAAUCAGCUGAUGGGCAACUUUGGUUGCUGCGGCAUCACUGAUUACAACGAUUUUGACAACUCGCAGGCGUGGAAGAAUACAAAGGGCAAUCGCACCAUUCCCGAUGCCUGUUGCAUCUUGAAGGAUGUGGCCAAGUUGGUGCCACGCGACGAGGACUGCACGACCAAUCCCAGCGAAAGCAACAGCUUCUACAAGAAGGGCUGCUAUGAGGUGUUCACCGAGUGGUUGAUUCGACAGCGCGAACUCAUCAUUGGCGUCAUUGUGACUGGCAUUGUGCAUUUGGUUCUCGUCAUUCUUGCGUUUGCGUUGUGCAAAGCCUUUGCCAAAUAUGACGAUAUGCGUCUGUAAAUUGCUCGGUACAAGUUUUUCUAGAGGACAUGCUAAUUUAUAAUAGGCAAAACAAUGUUACAGUGAAGCUCCCCCAAAAAAACAUAACAAACAAAAUAAGAACUUAACGAACUACCGAACCCUACCGAACAUUUGAGAUCUGCUCAAGCAAAAGGAAACUGCAUUUCUCGCAUGACAACAAAAGAAAACAAAAGCAAACAAAAAACAUACAUACAGCAAUCACAUUAGAAACAGUUCUACUCUAAUCUCAUAAAAAAACAGAUAAUAAUGGAAAAUACUGCAGAAAAUAUUUAAUCACACAAUGAAGAUGAAAAUGAAAAUGUUGCUCAAAAUUGCCGCCAGAAAAGACAAAAUUAAGGAAAACAAAUACAUCAACAACAACAAACAGCAUCAUGAAGAAGAAAGCAAGCAAAAGUUUUUAAUGGAAAAUGCUACGCAUAUUUAUUUGUGAAAUGAAGAAAAUCUGUUUUGAUAGCAGUUUUUAGUUCUUAAGUAGUAUUCUACUAUAUAUACAAGCAUACUUAUAUAGUAUAUACACAUACCACAUAACAUAACAUACAUACAUACAAUACAUACAUUCAUAAUACGAGUAAUUUACGAUUAACUCACAUUUUGUAGUCCUACUCAUUUCGUUUCACUUUAUCGAAUCGAGAAAUUCCACUCAAAUACAUCACAAGAUAAAAGAAAAGGAAUAACGAAAUCAAUUUAAAUUUUGAAAUUUAUAGUUAAGCUAUAAAACGUUGUAACUGCAAAUUAGAAAAGAUACGCAAGUUUUGAAUUAUUGAAAGUGUGUACUAUGUGUACUAGUUCGUAAGUCUUCUACGUUUAAGUUGUAAUUUUAGUUGUUUUUGCUAUUGCUAUAUUCAAGUUUUUAACUACGUAUUGAGAGAGGACGCGUCGUGAAUCGAAUCGAAUCGUUAAACGAGCAUCGUGUUUAUCCUUUUUGUUAAAAAUGAAUGUUGUACAUUUUUUGAAUUCUAUAUAUAUGUAUGUGUAUGCAGAUUUACAAAUACAUACAUCGUAUACAUAUAUACAUAUUAAUAUAAAUAUCUAUUAUUAAUGCAUAUUAUAAACACGUACUCGUAUGUCUGUAGUUUACUUAAUGUACUUUUGAAGCAAACUAAAAACCCCCAAAAAACAUAAUUAAAUAAAAAAGAACGAAAACAAGAAUCCCCCAUAAAAACAUUAAUAAAAAC
Molecule: messenger RNA, 2423 nt
Organism: Drosophila nasuta
Lineage: Eukaryota; Metazoa; Arthropoda; Insecta; Diptera; Drosophilidae
Gene: Tsp66E
Product: Tetraspanin 66E
Exons: 7
Coding region: 424-1227 (267 amino acids)
Cellular component (GO): plasma membrane
Source: RefSeq, a predicted model, not a curated record